AUGCGACGACAGCGUAUUUUUGGCCCCCCUACCAAUCGAGAAGAUCGGGUUCGAAGAAGACUGAAUGCAACAGAAGACCUAGCAGCAAGGCAACGCCUAGAAGAAUCAAUGUCCCAAGCUCGUGAACCUCGCCCCCCCCUGCAGGAAGAAAUAUUUAACCACCGUGAUGAUACGUUCAAUGAUCAAGAAGAGGAAAUCAAUCCGCAACCAGGGCUUGAAGACGAUGCGGAUGACAAUGAAGAUGAUCAGUGGCAGACAAACUGGGUUACUGUGGACAGGGAAGAACCUGAUGCAAUUGAUCUGAUGGUUCAAGCAAGCAACGAGCGACACCGACAACGAGCAAGAGAAUUUAACUGGAAUUUAAUCCUUACUUACCUCCACCCGGUUUAUAUGGUACAGAAGGUCGAAACCUCAAAUUGGGCUGGUGCAAAUUCUUACCAGGAUCAUUGCCCUCCUUGCAAGUGUGGACCUCAAGCUAAAAGUCGCCGGUGUGUUGACUUGAUUGAUAUCCAUGGGCAGCGUUGUGUGGCGGUUGAUUUUUGUAGAUGCACCCACGAUGCUGUGCGACUCCUCUACCUUGGUUAUAUAGCAGGCUCCCCAAUCCAACCCCAGACCGCCUUUUCAGUCCCCCUUCUUAUUUUCCACAACCACUUGUGGAAUAACUGUCAUAUUGGUGCAUUACCAUUUACCAGAGCUCUUACUGAAUUUCUAGAACCUAGGUCCCAAAAACUCUUUGCUCGUAACCGUCAACACCAAAAUCUCAAGUCACGAGAUGUGCGUAAACCAUUCAGCGCGGCAGUGGAUUUGUAUCGGCGACUAGAGGAACAAUCAGAUACCCUGUUUCAUUCAGUGCUUGGCUUAAGUGACCAACAAGUUAUAGCAACAUUGUCAUGUCCAGCUUGUUUUGGCCCCCAACCACUAGAUAGUUCAAUGUACCCGGAGACCACUCGAGAUCGCUUGGUAGUAUGUCUGGAUGGCAACUUCCAGCACCGCCAUCACACCAAGGCCAGCCGGAAUCACGAACAACUUCGCACCCCUCGAAUAUUUCUUGAUCAAGCCAAUGUGGAUAAAGCAUCAUGCCUAAUAAGAGAAAAGGAAACACUUGAUAAUACUCCUGAACAGGUAGACCGAUGUACUGAGGCACAUAAGGCAGCAGAUGACAAGCGAAAUGAGUCAACUUGGAAGGGCUGUGACGAUACUGGUUUGAUGGGUUGUUGCUGCCGACACGAUGCAGCAAUAUACCUAGCCAACAUACAUAAGUCUGGUGAGAAGCGGUGUUUCCCACUGGCAAUCAUCCAACAGCUGCUUUCGGUUAUUGAGCCCAAUCGUCAAGUUGGGAUUCUCUAUGACAUUGGGUGCUCAAUGGAUAAGUUUAUCAAUUUAAGAAAUCUUCUUGUUGAUGACCGACAACGCAUCAAGUUUGGUACAUCAAUCUUCCAUGCAUACGCCCAUAACUGGACUUGCCAGUUGGACUACCAUCCCCGCUUCAAUAAGGGUUGGGGACUAUCUGAUGGGGAAGGUUUAGAGAGAAUGUGGUCUUACCUUUCCCCGUUAGUUAGCCCCUUAAGGUAUGCUACCCGGAACCAUCGAUUGGACUCUAUAUCUCACCGCCUAGCACACCACAAUAAGAGAAGCAUUAAACAAUUAUCUUUUUGGUUGCGGAAGAAGUUCAACCUGGCUGUUAAACGGAGACGUGAGACUCAAAUGGCAUUAUCCAAACUCCUUGCCAAGCAAAACCCUCACAGUUCCUCAGGAAGAAACUACACCCGGGCGUUCUUUUUACGACAGUGGACAGCACAACGUGCAUUUCAGGCAGAUCACACGGAUGUUGAAGAACGACGAAUGAAGAAGUUGGUGGCUAUGUAUCAGCGAGAAAAUGUCAUAGAACUACUGAGGUGUCGAUUACGCAACCCAAGCCUCCUCCUGGCAACAGAGGCAGAAGUGCGGGAGUUAUUGGACUCAAUUGAGGCUGAAUCUGAGAAACUUAAAGAGGAAAUUGAAAGUUUAUUGGGGGACAGUGCACCAGCUGCAAAUGUGGAAGAACGCAAAUUGCGCCUUCUUCUGUGGAGCGCCAAAUCUGAGUUGUUCGUUGAAGCAGUCCACCUUAGAGCUGAAAGGCAGCCUUUGGUUGAUAGCAAAACCAUUGGUGCCAGGUUGGGUACCAAGUUGAAAGAGAAAAUAUUCAAGGCAAUCAACAACAGACGACCAGCAAUAGACAAGGUAAUAACAGAAUAUAAUUUACGAUACUCGCAGUACAGGCUCAAGUUCCCCAAUCAACAUGGCACCCAUGGUGACGAUGACAACCUCAUGUCAUACAAAAAGCUCAAGACUAUGCCCCUCGACGACACAUUUUGGAACGAUGGACUCUUCUACCAUUGUGACGCGCCAUGGGCAAUCAACCCCGAGGUCCGAGAGGGUAUAAACUGUGUGCUUGGGCUAAGCAGGGUUCAAGAAGAGUUUGAGCUCAUUGCACAAGAGUUGGUCCGGAUGAUGGCUUGGGCAAUAGAGGUCCAUGACCAGAUUGCCAAGCAGAUUAGUUACAUGCAAGAACGUAUGCAACAGCUGAGGAGAGCUCCUGACGCCCCAGAAGAUCAUGUUGAUAGAAUCCAUUUGACCAAUAUCACCCGCGGUGACAAAGUCAAGUUGAUCCACAAGGAACUUCUGAACCGACUGGCCAGUCAUAACGAACUUGUGGAAGAAUGGUCGGAUAACAUCACAUGGCUAUGGGGCUCCUGUCAGCCAACUGAAAAUCUGACAUUUAUACAGGAUUGGAACAACUUGUUGAGACAAAUCAAGCAAGAAAAGCUGGACAACUUUCCUGAUUUGAAUGAUGUCAAUGAUGUGUUAGAGGAGAUAGUUUCAGGAGAAGUUGUAGAUGAUGGCGAAGAUACUGAGGAGGUUUGGGUUGAUUUAUAA
Messenger RNA from Puccinia graminis f. sp. tritici CRL 75-36-700-3, 2916 nucleotides. RefSeq lists its product as uncharacterized. Lineage: Eukaryota; Fungi; Basidiomycota; Pucciniomycetes; Pucciniales; Pucciniaceae. The transcript has 9 exons. The record is from RefSeq and is a predicted model, not a curated record. The coding region runs from base 1 to 2916 and encodes 971 amino acids.